UCUGGGGUAGCUUCCGGUUGUCGCCACCUCCUUUGUGUCUCCGGCCUGACUUAUCUUUCACGUCUACUUUCACUUUUUUAUUUAAUUUUAUCCUCGGGGUUAUAUUUGCACAUAUACCCGCAUUUUCCUGCUAUUGAAUGACAGUCGACUCGGAAAUAUUUAUGCCUAAAAAUAAAACGCCGAAAAUGGAUGACUUGGACUACAUCCCGGUAGACCUGAGCCCGGAGGAGCGCUCCGAGCUGGAGGACAUCCGCCGGAGGAAGGGGGUCCUGAUGCAGGAGAUCCACAGGCUCCGGGAGGAGCUCAGGGAGGCCAUUAUGGAGGUGGAGGGCCUGGAGGCCAGCACAGAGGGCAGUAAAACUCUUCUGAAAAGCCGGCACGUGGCGAUGGGAAGGAAGAAGUUUAACAUGGACCCCAAAAAGGGCAUCGUGUUUCUGGUGGACAACGAGCUGCUGCGACACACGGCGGAGGACAUCGCUCAGUUCCUCUACAAAGGAGAGGGCCUCAACAAGACGGCCAUAGGAGACUACCUGGGAGAAAGGGACGACUUCAACAUCAAAGUUCUCCAGGCUUUCGUAGACCUGCACGAGUUCACCGACCUCAACCUGGUCCAGGCCCUCAGACAAUUUCUGUGGAGCUUUCGAUUGCCUGGUGAGGCCCAGAAGAUCGAUAGGAUGAUGGAGGCCUUUGCUCAGAGAUACUGUCGCUGCAACCCUGGCGUCUUCCAGAGCACUGACACGUGUUACGUGCUGUCGUUCGCCAUCAUCAUGCUCAACACCAGCCUGCACAACCCCAACGUGAGGGACAAGCCUGCAGUGGACCGCUUCAUCUCCAUGAACAGAGGCAUCAACGAGGGCGGGGACCUGCCUGAGGACCUCCUGCGGAACCUGUACGACAGCAUCAAAAACGAGCCUUUCAAGAUCCCGGAGGACGACGGCAACGACCUCACGCACACAUUCUUCAACCCCGACAGAGAGGGCUGGCUGCUCAAACUGGGGGGACGAGUGAAGACCUGGAAAAGGCGAUGGUUCAUCCUCACAGACAACUGCCUCUACUACUUUGAAUACACAACAGACAAGGAACCUCGAGGCAUCAUUCCUUUGGAGAACCUCAGCAUCCGAGAGGUGGAAGACCCACGCAAACCUAACUGUUUCGAGUUGUACAUCCCCAACAACCGUGGUCAGCUGAUCAAGGCGUGCAAGACGGAGGCUGAUGGGCGGGUGGUAGAAGGGAACCACAUGGUGUAUCGCAUCUCUGCCCCCACGCCUGAGGAGAAGGAGGAGUGGAUCCACAGUAUCAAAUCGGCCGUCAGUGUGGAUCCCUUCUAUGAAAUGUUGGCAGCCAGGAAGAAACGCAUCUCACUGAAGAAGAAGGAAGAGCAGCCAUAGAUGGCCUCCCUCCUCCCUCCUCAUCCUCCUCAUCCCCUCACCCUCCUCAUCCUCAUCCUCCUCCAUCCUUGUGGGACCACCUGGUCCUGAUUGGACCUCAGAUGAAGAAGAAGAAGAAGGCAGCUGCUCCUAACUUGUAAAUAUAUUUAUUCUCUGCUUUCAUGCCACUGCAUGUCAUGUUCAUGCAGCCCUUUGAAGGCGGGGCCUAGAAGACUGAAGGCGGGGCCUGGAAGAUUAAGAUGACAUUUGGAGGCGGGGCCUAGAAGAUUGCUUUUAGAUUUGGAGGCGUGGCUCAAAACACUGACUUUAGAUUUGAAGGCGUGGCCCAGAAGAUUGACUUUAAAUUUGAAGGCGGGGCCUAGAAGAUUGAGACAAGAUUUGUAGGCGUAGCUCAAAAGAUUGACUUUAGAUUUGAAGGCGGGGCUUAGAAAAGUGAAGGCGGGGCCUAGAAGAUUGAGACAAGAUUUGUAGGCGUAGCUCAAAAGAUUGACUUUAGAUUUGAAGGCGGGGCUUAGAAAAGUGAAGGCGUGGCCUAGAACAUUGAGACAAGAUUUGUAGGCGUAGCUCAAAAGAUUGACUUAAUAUUUGAAGGCGGGGCCUAGAAAAGUGAAGGUGUGGCCUAAAAGAUUGAAAAAGAUUAAUUUUAGAUUUGAAGGCGGGGCUUAGAAGAUUGAGACAAGAUUUGUAGGCGUGGCCAAGAAGAUUGACUUUAAAUUUGAAGGCGGGGCCUAGAAGAUUGAGACAAGAUUUGUAGGCGUAGCUCAAAAGAUUGACUUUAGAUUUGAAGGCGGGGCUUAGAAAAGUGAAGGCGUGGCCUAGAACAUUGAGACAAGAUUUGUAGGCGUAGCUCAAAAGAUUGACUUUAGAUUUGAAGGCGGGGCCUAGAAAAGUGAAGAUGUGGCCUAAAAGAUUGAGACAAGCUUUGUAGGCGUGGCUCAAAAAGAUUAAUUUUAGAUUUGAAGGCGGGGCUUAGAAGAUUGAGACAAGAUUUGUAGGCGUAACUCAAAAGAUUGACUUUAGAUUUGAAGGCGGGGCUUAGAAAAGUGAAGGCGUGGCCUAGAACAUUGAGACAAGAUUUGUAGGCGUAGCUCAAAAGAUUGACUUAAUAUUUGAAGGCGGGGCCUAGAAAAGUGAAGGUGUGGCCUAAAAGAUUGAGACAAGAUUUGUAGGCGUGGCUCAAAAAGAUUAAUUUUAGAUUUGAAGGCGGGGCUUAGAAGAUUGAGACAAGAUUUGUAGGCGUGGCUCAAAAAGAUUAAUUUUAGAUUUGAAGGCGGGGCUUAGAAGAUUGAGACAAGAUUUGUAGGCGUGGCCCAGAAGAUUGACUUUAAAUUUGAAGGCAGGGCCUAGAAGAUUGAGACAAGAUUUGUAGGCGUAGCUCAAAAGAUUGACUUUAGAUUUGAAGGCGGGGCUUAGAAAAGUGAAGGCGUGGCCUAGAACAUUGAGACAAGAUUUGUAGGCGUCGCUCAAAAGAUUGACUUUAGAUUUGAAGGCGGGGCCUAGAAAAGUGAAGGUGUUGCCUAAAAGAUUGAGACAAGCUUUGUAGGCGUGGCUCAAAAAGAUUAAUUUUAGAUUUGAAGGCGGGGCUUAGAAGAUUGAGACAAGAUUUGUAGGCGUGGCUCAAAAGAUUGACUUUAGAUUUGAAGGCGGGGCCUAGAAGAUUGAGACAAGAUUUGUAGGCGUAGCUCAAAAGAUUGACUUUAGAUUUGAAGGCGGGGCUUAGAAAAGUGAAGGCGUGGUCUAAAAUAUUGAGACAAGAUUUGUAGGCGUAGCUCAAAAGAUUGACUUAAUAUUUGAAGGCGGGGCCUAGAAAAGUGAAGGUGUGGCCUAAAAGAUUGAGACAAGCUUUGUAGGCGUGGCUCAAAAAGAUUAAUUUUAGAUUUGAAGGCGGGGCUUAGAAGAUUGAGACAAGAUUUGUAGGCGUGGCUCAAAAGAUUCCCUUUAGAUUUGAAGGCGGGGCCUAGAAGAGUGAAGGCGUGGCCUAGAGGAUUGAGACGAGAUUUGUAGGCGUGGCUCAAAAGAUUGAUUUUAGAUUUGAAGGCGUGGCCUAGAAGAUUGACUUUAAAUUUGAAGGCGGGGCCUAGAAGAGUGAAGGCGUGGCCUAGAAGAUUGAGAUGAGAUUUGUAGGCGUGGCUCAAAAAGAUUGACUUUAGAUUUGAAGGCGGGGCCUAGAAAAGUGAAGGCGUGGCCUAGAAGAUUGAGAUGAGAUUUGUAGGCAUGGCUCAAAAAGAUGAACUUUAGAUUUGAAGGUGGGGCCUAGAAGAUUGAGACGAGAUUUGUAGGCGUGGCUCAAAAGAUUGACUUUAGAUUUGAAGGCGUGGCCUAGAAGAUUUACUUUAAAUUUGAAGGCGGGGCCUAGAAGAGUGAAGGCGUGGCCUAGAAGAUUGAGAUGAGAUUUGUAGGCAUGGCUCAAAAAGAUGAACUUUAGAUUUGAAGGCGGGGCCUAGAAGAGUGAAGGCGCGGCCUAGAAGAUUGAGACGAGAUUUGUAGGCGUGGCUCAAAAUAUUGACUUUAGAUUUGAAGGCGGGGCCUGUGGCCCAGAAGUUGACUAAAUAUUUGAAGGUGUGGCCUAGGACAGUGAAGGCGGGGCCUAGAAGAGUGAAGGCAUGGCCUAGUAGAUUGAGAUGAGAUUUGUAGGCGUGGCUCAAAAGAUUAACUUUUGAUUUGAAGGCGUGGCCUACAAGAUUGAGACAAGAUUUGAAGGUGGGGCCCAGAAGAUUGACUAUAGAUUUGAAGGCGUGUCCUCAAAGAGUGAUGGCGUGGCCUAGAAGAUUGAGACUUGAUUUGAAGGUGUGGCCUGGAAGAGUGAAGGCGUGGCCUAAAAGAUUGAGACAUGAUUUGAAGGCGUGGCCUAGAAGAGUGAAGGCGUGGCCCAGAAGAUUGAGAGUGAUUUGUAGGUGAGGCCUUGAAUAGUGAAGGCGUGGCCUAAAAGAUUGAGAUGCGAUUUGGAGGCAUGGCCUUGCAGAGUGAAGGCGGGGCCUAAAAGAUUGAGAUGCGAUUUGAAGGCAUGGCCUAGAAGAGUGAAGGCGGGGCCUAAAAGAUUGAGACAAGAUUUGUAGGCGUGGCCCAGUAGAGACUUUAGAUUUGAUGGCAGAAAAUUAAGAUACAAUUUGAAGGCGGGGCCCAGAAGAGUGAAGUCAGAGCCUACAAGAUUGAGACACGAUUUGAAGGCGUGGCCUAACAGAUUGAGACGUGAUUUGAAGGCAUGGCCUUGCAGAGUGAAGGCGGGGCCUAAAAGAUUGAGACACGAUAUGUAGGCGGGGCCCAGUAGAUUGACUUUAGAUUUGAUGGCAGAAAAUUAAGUUUAAAUUUGAAGGCGGGCCUAUAAAAUUGAAGGCGGGCCCUAGAAGCUAGUAGGUGUAGUAAGCACAAGCAUGGAUGAUUUUAAUCUGCUGACUGUGCACAUUUACAAUAAAUUGAUUAGAUUCCAGAUCAGCAGAUUAGUGUUAAGAUGCAUUUUAUUUUGUAAGUGAUGCAUUUUAUUUUGUAAGUGAAACUACAAGAAUUGUUUACCGCACUUUAUGGUUGAGUCUUUAGCGCCCUCCGGUGGUGUGUCAGCUAGGGAAGAUGAAUGAUGAUGAUGAUGACAUUUUGUCUCCUCCGUCCUGCUCCUUCUUCUUGUCUUCUGGAACAUUCUUGAAGUGCACAGCUGCCAAAAAGUAAGACAAACAAAUGUUACAAAGUGUUUUUUUCUUUGUAUUUAUUGACUGUGAGAUGAACAAUUGUGUCCAUGUAGCAAAAACACAUCAUGUGUGACAAUAAAGACAAGAACAUUC
Messenger RNA from Entelurus aequoreus (snake pipefish), 5161 nucleotides. RefSeq names its product cytohesin 2 (gene cyth2). Gene Ontology annotation, biological process: regulation of ARF protein signal transduction. Lineage: Eukaryota; Metazoa; Chordata; Actinopteri; Syngnathiformes; Syngnathidae. Bases 138 to 1388 code for a protein of 416 amino acids. The transcript has 12 exons. Gene Ontology annotation, molecular function: guanyl-nucleotide exchange factor activity. The record is from RefSeq and is a predicted model, not a curated record.